AUGGGGUUCGAGAAACAGAAACGGAAUCGCAAUUCCUUCCUAAUUGAGAGAGAGAACAUCGUCGAGUGGAGGCGGCGGUAUUUGAGGGCAAUCGGAAAGCACAGAGCCCAGAACCGCAAAAUCUACUUCCAGGACGAGACUUGGGUGAAAGCCGGCCUUACAGUUGACAAGGUGUGGACUGACAGCACCAUAAAGUCAGCAAGGCAGGCCUUCAUAUCUGGACUGACGACCGGGCUAAAGGUUCCUUCUGGAAUAGGUGAACGAGUGAUUGUCACCCAAGCAGGUAGUGACACUGGCUUCGUGUCCGGCUGCGUGGACGUGUUUUGUGGGAAGAAAAAGGACGAUUACCACGAUGAAAUGGACUCGAACAGGUUUGAAGCAUGGUUUCUUCAUCUGCUGGACCACAUCGAGCCUAACAGCGUAAUUGUUAUAGACAACGCGCCAUACCACAGCAGAAAGGUUGAAGCAGUUCCCACAACUGCAACAAAGAAGGGCGAGAUCCAGCAGUGGCUCUCUUUCAAGAACCUAGACUGGACUGCCACAAUGAAGAAAAAAGACCUUCUGAGCAUCGUGGCAACGGUGAAGGAUCGCUACACAAAGUACACAGUUGACAUCAUGGCUACGGACGCCGGACACACAGUGUUGAGGCUCCCACCGUACCACUGCGAACUAAAUCCCAUAGAGUUGAUAUGGGCACGAGUCAAGCAGGAGGUCGCCUCCAAGAACAUCACAUUCAAGCCCAAUGACGCCGAGCGGCUCUUGAGGGAAGCAGUGGACAACGUAACAGCUGUCCAUUGGCAUGACUGUGUAGAGCAUGUGAAAAAAAAAAUGGAGGCGAAGUUUCGAGAAUGUAACGUCCCAGAGUCGAACCUCGAGCCAGUCAUCAUACCCCUCGAUGCAAGCGACACGGGGGAGGAGAGUGGAGACGACGACGAAGCUGACGACGAGGAUGAGAAUGAAGAGAUCUUCGCUGUUCAGCCUUUAGAAUGGAAUUGA
Messenger RNA from Ixodes scapularis (black-legged tick), 996 nucleotides. RefSeq lists its product as uncharacterized. The transcript has a single exon. Gene Ontology annotation, molecular function: nucleic acid binding. The record is from RefSeq and is a predicted model, not a curated record. NCBI's taxonomy places the organism in Eukaryota, Metazoa, Arthropoda, Arachnida, Ixodida, Ixodidae. Bases 1 to 996 code for a protein of 331 amino acids.